AUGAGUUAUGAUGAUGAUGUUUGGAUAGAAGAUGAAAAGAAGUAUAUAAAAUCGAAAGGGUAAAUGAAGAUAAAUCUUCGAAUAGAUUAAGGGUUGAUCCUUUGGCAAAUGAAGGACUAUAAGAUCUUCUUGUAUCAUUAUUUAAAUGGAAAUCAUAGUUGCUAUCAUAUCGAAAUGAAUUCAAUUGAAUAAAUAUACACCUAAAUUGGUUCACCAAAUAUUAUCGUCAUAUUAGUGUCGAUAAAUCCUUAUAUUUUUCUAUCUAAUAUUUGUAAUCAAGAAACCCUUGCUUAUUAUAGAAUAAACUAGGAUAAUAUCAAAAAGGAUUAAAAACAAGUACCUGAGAGAAUGAGUUUGAACCUCAUUUAUUUAAAAUUACAUAACUAUCAUUCGACUAAUUUUUUGAGAUUCCAAUAUAAGAAAAGUGGAUCAGGGAAACAGAAUCAACAAAAAUACUUUUAAAUUAUUUAGCUGCAGAAUCAAAAAGUGGCUUAUUUAGAACAAUUCAACAAGGGAAAACCAUUGAAUAGUAAAUAUUUGCUUUUAAUCCUGUUCUAGAAGCAUAUGAAUGACAGGUUUGGAAAAUUUAUGCACUAAUACUUCAAUUCAGAUACGAAAAGAGUCAGUACAGCUAUAAUAGAUAAUUAUUUAUUAGAGAAAAGUAGAGUUGUAAAGAUUAAUAACUAAAAAGGAAUUAUCACAUCUUUUAUUAAAUUAAAAGAACUUAUAUCCCCUUAAUAAUUUGAAUAUUUAAAAGAUGGUGAUCUACCUUAUCAAAGAAAUGAAAAAUCAGAAAUCUAAGAAACAGAUUUAUAUAUAUAUUUAUCAAACUAUUGCUGGAUUGUUAAAUCUUAGCAAUGUUAAAUUGAUUAUGAUUCUUCCAAAUCUAAAUUGGUACUAGAUAAUUCACUUAAAUUAGCAUCCUCACUAUUAGGAAUUCUAAUUUAAGACUUAGAAGAUCUCAUAUGCAAAGAGAUAGUGAUUAAAAAUAAUAAUUUGGAAAGUGCUUAAAGUUCCAGAGAUACUCUAGCAAAACAUGUUUAUGAAAAGCUAUUUAAUUAGUUAAUAGAGAAAAUUAAUUAGCUGCUAUUAAAGACAUCAAAUCUUUAAGUUUUUAGAAUUAUAGCAACCCUAGUUCUUUAAAUACAUGGAUGGGUAUUUUAGAUAUAUUUGGAUUCGAAAUAUUUACUGAUACCAACCAAUUACAUAAGAAUAAUCUUGAUUAAUAUAAUAUUAAUUUUACAAAUGAAGAUUAGAGCCGCGUUUUAAUUAUCAAAUGUUUGUUGUGACAGAACAGGUAAGAAAUUUUUAAACUUUUAGGUGAAAAUUAAAAAAUUGGAUAGAAAGACUGAGUUGUUCAUGAAGUAACAUUUUCGAGAGUUUCUUAAUAUUAGACUAAUUGAAUUUAGAUUAGAAAAUUUUGUGAAAAUUAAGAAAUAAUUCAGAAUUUAUAUUAAUAUCAGCACAAUUAUAUAGAAGUUAUAAGUAAAAUUGCAUAAUAAAUUACUAAAGAUUAAAAGAGCAAUAAGAAAAUUGUUAUUUAAAAAAGCAAUAGAAAAAAGAAUUAAAUUGAUGAGAAAAAUCAAUGCCCUCGUAUCUUAAUGCACUGAAGUUAAUCAAAAAUUAAUAAAAAAAGUUUCAUUAAAUUAAUGGAAAAUUAAAAUUCAUGAACUUAUAGCUCUGAGAGAGGAAAGGUUAUUAGGAGGUGUGGAAACUAUUAAUUAAUAAAAAUAAUUUUUUGAAAUCAACUGA
Messenger RNA from Paramecium tetraurelia, 1752 nucleotides. RefSeq lists its product as uncharacterized. Gene Ontology annotation, molecular function: ATP binding; actin filament binding; microfilament motor activity. The transcript is spliced from 7 exons. Gene Ontology annotation, cellular component: cytoplasm; myosin complex; vesicle. The record is from RefSeq and is a predicted model, not a curated record. NCBI's taxonomy places the organism in Eukaryota, Ciliophora, Oligohymenophorea, Peniculida, Parameciidae. Gene Ontology annotation, biological process: actin filament organization; vesicle transport along actin filament.